Messenger RNA from Atta colombica, 644 nucleotides. RefSeq names its product mucin-2-like. The coding region runs from base 1 to 642 and encodes 213 amino acids. The record is from RefSeq and is a predicted model, not a curated record. NCBI's taxonomy places the organism in Eukaryota, Metazoa, Arthropoda, Insecta, Hymenoptera, Formicidae. The transcript is spliced from 3 exons.
AUGUUACGUCUAAGUAUUUCGAUUGGAUUAUUUAUUUUGUAUGGAACUGUCUUCAUAGAGCAUGUAAUGUCUCAUGAUGGAUUACAACAUUAUGUUUCACCCGAGACUAAGCAUGCUUCACGAAUCCGAAGAUUUGGUUUUUUCCCACAACUAGAAGAGUUACGUCAAAAUUUUUGUCAUUCGUCUUGCAAAUCUGCAAAUACCAUGUCAUAUAUAUUUAAUCUUCUAUGUGCUGCGAAAUGUCCUGAAUUGUAUUUACCACAUCAUACAACAACGGAAAGUACAACAGCGGAAAGUAUAUCAACUACACCUACUCCAGAAAUUACAACAGGAAUUACUCCGCCUGCACAAGGGCCGAACUCAAUGCCCCAGUUACCACCAGAAAUGGGUGGAAUGUCUCAGAACGGAGCAGCUUCGAACACAAUGCCCUCAACCGAAUCGAGUACAGAUGGAACGUCUCAGAAUGGAGCAGCUUCGAACACAAUGCCUUCGUCCGAAUCGAGUACAGAUGGAAUGUCUCAGAAUGGAGCAACUUCGAACACAAUGCCCUCGUCCGAAUCGGAUACAAGUGAAACGUCUCAGAAUGGAGCAGCUUCGAACACAAUGCCCUCAUCCGAAUCGAGUGCAGGUGGAACAUCUUAGAA